Messenger RNA from Melanaphis sacchari, 589 nucleotides. Its product is annotated as U6 snRNA-associated Sm-like protein LSm2. The transcript has 4 exons. Gene Ontology annotation, molecular function: RNA binding. Gene Ontology annotation, cellular component: precatalytic spliceosome; U4/U6 x U5 tri-snRNP complex; Lsm1-7-Pat1 complex. The record is from RefSeq and is a predicted model, not a curated record. Gene Ontology annotation, biological process: mRNA splicing, via spliceosome. Bases 141 to 422 code for a protein of 93 amino acids. NCBI's taxonomy places the organism in Eukaryota, Metazoa, Arthropoda, Insecta, Hemiptera, Aphididae.
UUCAUACAAUAGCUAUUUUAUUUUAACCAAUAAACCUGAUUAUUGUUGAUACAUUUAUCUGUGUGAAAUAAUAAAAGUUUGCAUUAUUUUUUUUGUUAUUUGCAAUAACUAAGGAAUUAAAUUGUCUAUUUGACUUUAAAAUGCUAUUCUACUCAUUUUUUAAAACACUUGUGGGAUAUGAAGUUGUAGUUGAACUAAAAAAUGACAUGUGUGUCACUGGAAUUUUGCAUUCCGUUGAUCAAUUUUUAAAUAUCAAACUUACACAAAUCUGUGUAAGUGAUUCAGAAAAGUACCCAUACAUGAACUAUGUAUCAGAAACUUUCAUCAGAGGUUCAGUUGUUAGAUAUGUACAACUUCCAGCUAAUUAUGUUGAUACACAAUUGUUACAAGAUGCUGCUCGCAAGGAAACUACUAUUCGAUAAAUUUUCAACAUUGAAUUUGUCAUUAGAAUUUUGUUUGUAAAGAGUUAAAAGUGUUUUGAUUUAAUUUAACAUAACUCUGUAAGAAUCGCUUAAGUAUUAUUCAUAUAAUUUAAGUUACAGAAAUUCUUAUACCUACCCUACAAAAUAUAUUAAUGCAUUUUAACUUA